GAAACUUCGCCGCGCCCUUACGUUGUUGUGCAAGGCGAGGCUACUCUGUCAGCUCGCAACCUUGUUAUUCACAAAUUUUAACUUUUUCUCCAACCUCUUCACUCUCUUUGCUACGCUAUAUAUUUAACUUUACAACACUCUCCGUAUUCAUCCAUUUCAAAACUCAAAACCUUCCUGAAUAAGUCAGCCGUCAUGGGAGAAGAGGUCUCAAACAAAACCCAACCAGAGUUGCACGAUCACCAUGUUGUUGUCGACUCUGUUCCUCCUCUUCAGGAAAAAGAAUCAGAUAAACCUGACCCUUCAAACGAGAACGUCGCUUCUCCUUCUCCACCUUUUCAAAAGGUUGAAGAUCAUCCUGCUGGAAAGGAUGCCGAGGAUUCAGUCAGCAAAGAUGUUAUGCUUGCAAGAGUUUUAACAGAGAAAAGAUUGGCUUUAAUCAAAGCAUGGGAGGAAAGUGAAAAGACAAAGGCAGAGAACAGGGCAUACAAGAAGCACUCUUCUGUUGAGUUGUGGGAGGAUAGCAAGAAAGCAUCAAUAGAGGCAGAACUGAAGAAAAUUGAGGAAAAUUUGGAAAGGAAGAAGGCUGAGUGUGUUGAAAAAAUGAAGAAUAAAGUUGCUGAAAUUCACCGAUUAGCUGAAGAGAAAAGGGCAUGUGUGGAUGCACAGAAGAGUGAAGAAUUCCUGGAAGUAGAGGAGACAGCUGCAAAGUUUCGUAGCCGUGGAGUUACGCCAAGGAAAUUCUUUGCAUGCUUUAGUGCCUAAGUUUCUUAGGUCAAUGAAACACCAAAUUUUCAUCCAUUUCUUAUAUGUUGUUACACAUUUAAAUAUUGUUCGCUGUGUUGUUUUUUCAUAUGUACUAUUUGGAGCUGUUGAUUUGAAGAGGAUAAAUUAGUAUAGAAAUAAGGGAAGAAGAUUUGUCUCCCAUAGUUGUUCAAUAU
This is a messenger RNA of Vigna umbellata (rice bean), 938 nucleotides long. RefSeq names its product remorin-like. The record is from RefSeq and is a predicted model, not a curated record. NCBI's taxonomy places the organism in Eukaryota, Viridiplantae, Streptophyta, Magnoliopsida, Fabales, Fabaceae.